Erinaceus europaeus (western European hedgehog) is the source of this 1009-nucleotide messenger RNA. RefSeq names its product M-phase specific PLK1 interacting protein (gene MPLKIP). The transcript is spliced from 2 exons. Bases 151 to 690 code for a protein of 179 amino acids. Gene Ontology annotation, cellular component: centrosome; midbody; nucleus. Lineage: Eukaryota; Metazoa; Chordata; Mammalia; Eulipotyphla; Erinaceidae. The record is from RefSeq and is a predicted model, not a curated record.
CCCGCCGCCACCGCCGGAACCACUGUGACGUCGGAACCUAAGUGCGCGCGCCGCCGCAGUCCGGAAGGCCGUCUGGGUAAAAGGGCGGCGCGGCCCAGUUCCGGCGGAGAAGACUCCGCAGCGCCGUGUCGGGCUCCUCCGUCUCCCGCUAUGCACCGGCAGAACUUCCGACCUCCGACCCCUCCUUACGCCGGCCCGGGUGGAGGAGGCUGGGCUGGCGGGAGCAGCUUCCGGGGUGCCCCGGGUGGAGGCGGGCCGCGGCCGCCCUCCCCUCGGGACGGCUAUGGGAGCCCGCACCACACGCCGCCCUACGGACCCCGGGCUCGGCCCUACGGGAGCGGCCAUUCUCCGCGACAUGGCGGCAGCUUCCCGGGGGGCCGGUUCGGGUCUCCGUCCCCCGGCGGCUACCCGGGCUCCUACUCCCGGUCCCCCGCGGGGUCCCAGCAGCAAUUCAGCUACUCCCCGGGGCAGCAGCCGACCCACCCCCAGGGUUCUCCAAGGACAUCUACACCAUUUGGAUCAGGGCGUGCUAGAGAAAAAAGAAUGUCUAAUGAGGUGGAAAGUUAUUUUAAACCUUCAAUGCUUGAAGACCCUUGGGCUGGCCUAGAACCAGUAUCGGUAGUGGAUAUAAGCCAACAAUACAGCAGUACUCAGACAUUCACAGGCAAAAAAGGAAGAUAUUUUUGUUAACAUUUCUGAAAUUCACCUGGAAGCUUCUUGUGUCAGGAACAUCUUGGACAAAACUUUUUCUUACAUUAUUAAGUUGAACCUUAAGAUGGUGACUUUGAAUAACUGAACUUCUUGAUGUUUUUCAUCAAGUACUGUCCGUAUUAGAGAAGACUUGGUAGGAUCAUUUGCAGUAUUUAGCUCUGGAAGUGCCUACCACUAUUUUAGAAGACUGACAGUUUCUAGAUAUUUAACAUUCUUGGCUAUAUAAUGGAUGGACAGUUGUCUCUUAAUGUUUUUUCCAGUGUUUUAAAAUAAAAAAAAAAAACAUUUUGCUGUUCUA